Messenger RNA from Clonostachys rhizophaga, 786 nucleotides. The record is from the annotation of a GenBank genome assembly. Lineage: Eukaryota; Fungi; Ascomycota; Sordariomycetes; Hypocreales; Bionectriaceae.
AUGGCUCAACGUGAUGUGCGCCAAACGGCCACUCGCAAGGCUUUUGGCACUGCCGAGAUCCUAGAGGCUAUUCUUCUACAGCUAGACAUCAAGGAUCUUCUCCUCUCUCAGUUAAUCAGCACAAAUUUCAAAUUAAUCAUUUCAACAUCACCCGCCACACAGCAACAUCUUUUCCUUUCGCCAGUUCCGGCCGGCACGCCCCCGCAACUCAACCCCGUGCUUGCAGCUCUUUUCCCCGUGUUCUUCUCUCUGAAAAGACCGGUCGAUAUAAAUCAGUUCUAUCAGCUACAUGAUACUAUUGGGAAACAAGAGUGGUACAUAAAUGAGUCCCAUCGUCACAAAUUACUGCGUCAAGAUGCGUCUUGGCGGCCUCAAGCCGGUCGCCGUACUCGUGCAAGACUUGGCAGAGACCCUCAACCCAUGCAAGAGCCUGGUAUUAGAAUGGGCUUGCUAUAUGACCUAGUAGUGCAUUUCAACAGUCUACACCCAGACCCCGAGUUCUACGUUUACUGGGAAAUGUUUCCGCUGCAAGAGUGGCAGGAGGAACGCAGCUCCUAUGAUGACGGCAUGGGAGCGGUGAAAUCUGAUUACUAUCCUCUCUUCUUGAGGGAAAACCUGAACGAGGGACAGCAGAAAUUACGGCACAAAAUUACCUUGUACUAUCAGCAUGAUGCUCUCUGCGGUGUUGCCGAGCUCCAGCCACUUUUGGACAUUGACUCAGCCAUAACUUCGAUGGCUGAGAGGAAUCCGCGGAGAUGCUUCAUUUUAUCACAGAUCCCAAUAUAG